AUGAAAAUGUGUUCGAAAGUUGUGAUCCUCGCACUGUCUCUCUGUACAACUCUAGGUAUACAAAACUUCUUAAGUAAUGCAUAAUAAUUUUGCAAGUUUCUCCUUUUUUUACAUGUUUUUGUUUUCAUUUUUGUUGUUGCCUGUAGCGUAUCCAAUCCAUCGGGACACAAGGGACGUGACAUGGACUGAUCCAAGAGUCAACCAGGCCAACGACAAGACAGAACUCCUGAAGGAUGUAGAGUAAGUCCGCUGCAUCAACACACUCAAAUACAUUUUCAUGAGGAGUUUAUGUCAACACACCCUCUAAAGUUCGUUCCCUCAUCCUCAGAAUAACCUACAAGAGUCACAUAGACAGCAGCAGCCUGUACAACCAAGACAAUCAGCACAAACACCCUGUUGCAGAGGAGAUGCAACAGAAACUCAACAUGGAGUCCGAGCGUCUGCGCGCCCGCCUGCGCCAAGAGCUGGCAGAGCUGCGGGAGAGGUUGUCCCCAUCUCCAAGCCAGCUCGACUUCACUUUGGCCAGCAUGAGGGAGCGCCUAGCCCCCCUGACUCAGCAGCUCCAGAGCUCUCUGAGCAGCAACACUCAAGAUCUGUGUGGCCAGCUGAGCCUCUACCUGCAGGGCCUGGAGACAGCCGAGGUCCAAGCAGGUGAGGCAAGUCCAACUCUCCACCAGGAAGCCUUCCACUGGAUGAGCCAAACUCUGGAGCUCAGCAGUUCAAAGGUGUCUGAAAUCAUAAGUGACUUUCAGGGGAAAGCAGUCAGCGCGAUUGAACAUCUGAAGGAGGAGAGGUCCGAGCUGUGGCAGGAAAUGAGCUCCAGGUUGGGACAGGAAGUGAGUUCCCUAAGAAAGGAGGCACAGACUAGAGUUAGCGCUCUGAAAACUGAGCUGGAUUCUCUUUUGGAAACUUCAAAUCCACGCAAGACAGAAGUGACAGCCAGUCUGGAGCUUUUCUGCCAGAAUGCAGCCCUGCAGAGUGAAGUGUUUCAGGCGCGCAUGGAGAGGCUGUUUCAGGGGCUGGAGGAGGACCUGCAGAUGGAGGGGGCCUCCAGUGUGUCUUCCUCUUCCUCUCUCUCCUUGUCUGGCAGCUCUUUACAGGAAGACUUCUCAGUGAAACUGUCUGCUUUGAUCCAAGACAUUCUGCACUCAGUGUAG
Molecule: messenger RNA, 1157 nt
Organism: Xyrichtys novacula (pearly razorfish)
Lineage: Eukaryota; Metazoa; Chordata; Actinopteri; Labriformes; Labridae
Source: the annotation of a GenBank genome assembly